Molecule: messenger RNA, 1695 nt
Organism: Pestalotiopsis fici W106-1
Lineage: Eukaryota; Fungi; Ascomycota; Sordariomycetes; Amphisphaeriales; Sporocadaceae
Exons: 3
Coding region: 1-1695 (564 amino acids)
Biological process (GO): metal ion transport; transmembrane transport
Cellular component (GO): membrane
Molecular function (GO): metal ion transmembrane transporter activity
Source: RefSeq, a predicted model, not a curated record
AUGACGAACCCUAAUCUUCAAGGCGGUACAAUUCAUUGGAGCGAUAAUGCGGCUGUCACUGCCGCUAUUGCUGUCUAUCGAGAUCGGGCAUUGAGCAUUGUCAAGGACAAAAACCCAAUGAUCCCGCGUGAAACCAUGCACCCGUGGUACAAAGAUUUCAGUUCGGAUGGUACGAUCUGCAUCAUCGAGCUUGAGGGAGAUCACAAGCCGAUCCCUUUUGCGAACGCGACGGAACUGAUUGAUUACAUGGAGGACACCCCAAAAGAUGGAUCGGAGAGAAGGACGAAUCGAAGAGUAAUUCUUCUCCAGGAUAUGUCAGCAGAUGUCGUUGAGCAUCUGGGAGUGAUGCUCAACAUUCCGCCUCAUUUUUUUCUGGCCCAUUGCGAUGAAAUCUCAGAUCUGAGAGUCAUUGACAGCACAUAUGCGGCACAGAAUACCAACUACUGGAAGAUACCAGUACCAAGAAGAUAUGUAGUACCCGAAGGUCAUGAAAAUCCGGACGGACAGUACAACGUAACGGCUGGUUCUAUUCCGCGUGAGACUUCCAAAAUGUCCUUUAGUAGACAAAUUGAGUUGAGGAAUUACAUCUCGUAUUGGGGAAGAAAUUAUGGGCCUGAUUCAUGGACGGCGGUCAUCUUAAUGGACUCUUUCGACACUUGGCUGCGCUCUCCGCCAGCUCCUUCACAGGGAGGGGAUGAAGUGGAACCACUACUAUUGGAACCACCACAACCAGACACACUACCAAGCAAUCGGAGCAUUCUAUACGAAAUAAUGAUUGCAGGUGACAAUAAGUUUGAAACCAUUACUCAGCCAGUCCAUCGGAACAUCUUAGAGGCAGCCGUUACAGGUUACGAACAAUUCCCCCCACCGCACAACGAGGAUCCAUUCACAGGAACUAUGGUUAUUCGAAAUCUGAUCCGUUCAGCAUGGGAAGAGAAAGUCAUCUACGAUGCUCAAGAGUUCCGCAAGGAAUUAAAAGAUGACCGCCAGAACUAUCAGAAAAGGCAUGAUGAUAUCUUCGAAACGGGAAGGGCUGCCAGAGAAUCAUACUCUUCCAUGAUGACGCGCCGACAGCAGAUUCAGGAAACUAGAAGGAAAUUGGUAUCUAUCAUGUGGAAGUUCAGAUGCAUGUAUGCAGACGAACCAUCAUAUGCGAAAAGCCUAUCCACCAUGCCUGAUCAGCCACAUGUUGCCCGGCUUCAAAAAUACUUGACUGAAGAGAGAAGGGCGUGGAAGAUACUAUACGAAAUUCAACGCGACCUGGAGUCAAAUGCGGCUGAACACAUGGACAUGUGGUCCCAACGUGCGGCAUUCGGGCAGACAGAGAUUGAGAAUGAGCAGACAAAUAUUGCGAAUGAGCAUACAAAAAUUGCGAAUGAGCAGACAAAUAUUGCGAAUGAGCAAGCAGCAGCGGCAAACAAGUUGGCACGCACAUCAGGCCACUUGACCAUGUUUGCAACAAUCAUUGUCCCGUCUACUUUUGUCGCAUCAAUUUUCUCAAUGAACGGAGAUUUUGAAGCAGGCAAGAAUAAUUUCUACAUCUACUGGGCCAUCUCCGUACCAAUAACCAUUACGAUCUUUUUGAUUGUACUUCGUCACGGCAUACUAGAUGCCUUGCGCAAAGCACGCAAGGUAUUUGUUUUCAAACGGCACAUGACUAAGGAGGAGACGCCUCAAGAGUUUGAGCUCAUAUAG